UGCAGCUAACUGCCCUAGAUCUGAGCGCUAUUGCUGAGAGUACCUGUGUCCCAUACACCAAACGACUCGUCACAGUACCUCGUCACAGUAAAGAGAGAGAGAAACAGAAAACAAAUUGUCUCAACAGGAUCUUCACAUACUUCACUUCCUUGUGCCCAUAAAUAGAGGCGUCAAAAGGAAGGCUUGGCCAACCUCAAUAAAGAGACUCCUUCACAGCCAACAGCCAAUCCAAACCAAGCUCUCACUGGCUGCCACGUCAGCAGGAGGCGGAGCAUAGAACUUUCAAACUUCAAGCUUCUCAUUCUCAAGGAGUCGACUGCUUCCUACUUUUAUGUUUUAACCACCCACUCACAAAACAAUGACUCUGGACAAACUAAGGAAGGAGCAGCCUCGGAGACUGUGUGAGUUGCUCUCAAACGACCCGGAUUACAUCCUUGAAGAGUGCGGAGACCUUCUAUCUAUGAAUGAGUACAGGCAGAUUGAAAAGCAGACCUGUGCAUUACAGAAAAUGAAUCUGCUUUUGAGUAAAGUAAAGCAACAAGAAGAAACCUGCCAGAGCUUUGAUGCCAUCCUAAGGAAACAUGGAGACCAUUACCAGCAGUGGCUGAGCCCGACUCCAGAAUUAUCUGCUCCCACAGCGUUGGCUGACGACAGCAGCGUGUUUAACAAGAGAGAAAUAAGAGAUACACGAGCGAAAUCUCUCAAUAUGAAGACUGAGGUGUUGAAUGAGUCAGCGCGCAGUCCGUCUGGCGGCUUCACUGGACCUGUUGCUCAGCACCGUUACAAAGCAGUAGGUGGAAGCAUCAUAUGUGUUGACAAAUUAAGCGGCGUCACGGUGGAUGGUGGCAUGGAUCUGUCAGUAUCAUCUAUAACAGUGACGAGUCAGCGCCGCUCAGGAGGAGCAGAAGACAGACGUCCUUCCUCUCAGCAGAAGUGGAUGCAGUCAUGUGAUAGAGAACCUGCUGUGAAGAGGAUCAUGGAGAACAAGACGGAACUGGUUGACUGCCUGAGUUCAGACUGCACCUUCAUUCUCCAGCAAGUUCAUUCUGAGGACAUCGUUACAGGCAGAGAGUAUCGAAACCUGAAGGAGGAGGCACAGUCAGAAAAGGCUGUGAUUGACCUCUUGGACCUGCUCAUCGCUAAAGGUCAGGAGUCCUGUUCCUCUUUCCUCGAACUUCUGAAAGAUCAGGAGGUCCUCGAGACCUUCCCCAAGCUCAAGAAACUGGAGCUGGAAAAUGACUGAAGACCUUUAUUCAGAGCUGAUCAUUUCUAAGCCUGUGGCACAGAGUUGUACUUAACAAACAGCUGAUAUAUUUUAACGUUCUUUUGUCUCUUGUCUUGUCUUCUUUUGUCACGUGCUCUUGUCUCUUGAGCAAAAGUAUUUACAUCAUUUUCAAUAUGUUGCAUUAUUGUCAUGGGUUCCUGGAUAGCUUCACCAUUGUUAUUUUCAGUCAUUUUCGAGCAUGUUUUUAGGAUCUUCCUAUGUUUUUAUUUUCCAUUUUGUUACACAUACCACCAUUGAAAAAAAAACAAUGUUUUAUCUUGUAUUUUGUAUGACAAGUACUUUUUGUUCGGUAUAUUUUAUGUGGGGUAAAAAUUACCCGACAAUACUGAUUGUGUAACGUUUUAUUGCUAAAGAAAAACGUCUGUUGAUGAAAGAAAAAACCCACAAUGGUAGAACUUGAAACUAUAAGAACAACUAAACACGGACUAAUGAGAUGAGACAUUACUUUGGAGUUGAGGUUCAAUAUAAUCGCUUUAAUCGCGUUUUCCAACUCUCCCUUCAUUAGCACCUGCUAAUUACCUUGAUCAGGUGUGUUCAGUCAAUCAGCAGCUGGAUGAGCCAACUGACACACAUGCUCAAGGUGAUCAGCAGAGAGAGCUGAAAACCAGAGGGACAGCGGCUCUCCAGGACCAAGGUUUGACACCGCUGAUAUAAAUAAGGAAACUGCUGCACACGUUUCAGCUCUGUCACACAUUUGGACCAGGUUCUUCAGACUAGUCCAGCGCCUUGAGCUGUGUCUGUGUUUUUCACUGUGUACAUGUGGUGAAUUUUGUGUCGUUAGCUGAUUGAACCCAUGACAUUCCGGGCACCGGUCCUCGUCUCUGACCUGUAGCCUUACUUUUGCACCGUGGUUUGUCUAUUUUGCUCAGAUAGUGAAGAGCCGUGGUUUGGACCACGGCGCUCACCUUUGAGCUUUGAAGGUUGUUCUGGGCUUGUCAGCUUCAGUCCUCUGGACCAUAAACUACGCUGCAUGUGUAGGAGCACGGGGCUGCUGAAUCGGACAUGUUACUCGUUUGUCCCUAAUGCUCUUUGUGACCUCUCUGCUGCUCGUUUAGUGUUUUUUAUGCCAUUGUUUCGCUGCAUGUGAUGCUUAUUACAGUUAAAUGACCUUUAAACUCUUGCACUGUCUGCUUUCAGUUUUAUAUGUUUUUAUGUCUUUUUUUUUAAACAGAAGGUUCUAUAAAUUUAAACCAAAGUUUAACUACGUUGUUUUUAUGUUUGAUAAGUGACCACUAGAGGUCAGACUUGUACAGGCUUUGUCUUUCCAUCAAACAAAAAUAAAACAUCCUUCCUUCCUGUUAA
Betta splendens (Siamese fighting fish) is the source of this 2587-nucleotide messenger RNA. RefSeq lists its product as uncharacterized. NCBI's taxonomy places the organism in Eukaryota, Metazoa, Chordata, Actinopteri, Anabantiformes, Osphronemidae. The record is from RefSeq and is a predicted model, not a curated record. The coding region runs from base 359 to 1243 and encodes 294 amino acids. The transcript has 6 exons. Gene Ontology annotation, biological process: regulation of apoptotic process.